Tetrahymena thermophila SB210 is the source of this 4965-nucleotide messenger RNA. RefSeq names its product amine-terminal domain guanylate-binding protein. The transcript is spliced from 11 exons. The record is from RefSeq and is a predicted model, not a curated record. Gene Ontology annotation, molecular function: GTPase activity; GTP binding. Lineage: Eukaryota; Ciliophora; Oligohymenophorea; Hymenostomatida; Tetrahymenidae.
AUGUCAUCUGCAUAUAGAGAAGAAGCUAUUCCAUUUAUUACUUAUAAUUCGGAGUAGAGAAAGUAUUAGCUUUGCGAAGAAGCUGUUUAAAUUAUCAAGCAAGUUCCCAAGCCAAUUGGUAUUGUAUCAGUUGCUGGUGCCUACAGAACAGGUAAAUCAUACUUGUUGAAUAGAAUGAUCCUCAACAGAUCUGGCGGUUUUGGCGUCGGACCUACUGUAAAUCCAUGCACAAAGGGUAUUUGGGUUUGGGGUACUCCUAUCAAAGGACAAACUCCUGAAGGCGAUCCCGUCAAUGUUUUAAUUAUGGACUCUGAAGGUAUCGGCUCUACCGAUGAAGAUUAAACUCACGACACAAGAGUUUUUUCAUUAGCAAUUUUGCUCGCUUCUAAUUUCAUUUACAACUCCAUGGGUGCAAUCGAUGAAAACGCAUUAAACAACCUUUCCCUUGUUGUCAAUCUUACCAAGAACAUUCACAUCAAGUCCACUGAUGGCGAUGAACUUGAUCAAGAAGAAUACUCUAAAUACUUCCCUAGUUUCUUCUGGGUUAUCAGAGAUUUCUCUCUCUAAUUAGUUGACACUGAAGGUGAUCCCAUCACUUCUAACGAAUACUUAGAACGCGCUCUUUCAGAAUAAAAGGGCUAUUCUGAUGAAGUCGAAUCUAAAAAUAGAAUCAGAAGACUCUUGAAGACAUUUUUCUAACAAAGAGAAUGCAUGACUUUGGUUAGACCCUUGGUUAACGAAUAAAAUUUAUAAAAGUUGGACAAGAUGGAAUUGGAUGACUUGCGUCCUGAAUUCUUUGAAUAGGUCAUUCAACUUAGAAAGAAAAUUUUACAAAGAAUUAAACCUAAGAAUUUGAAUGGAAAGUUAUUAAAUGGUGAAAUGAUCAUGACUCUUUGUGAUUCUUACGUCCGUGCCAUCAAUAACGGUGCUGUUCCUAACAUCGAAAAUGCUUGGACUUAUGUCUGCAAAGAUGAAUGUUACAAGGCCUCUCAAAAAGCCUUUGAAUCUUAUGAAAAGACCAUCAAAGAAAUGAUUGGAUCUAAGAUUCCAACCACCAACGAUGAAAUCAAGAUUGCUCACAGAACAGCUAAAGAAACUGCUUUGGAAAUUUUCAAGAAGAGAGCUAUUGGAGAUGUCAGCAAGGAACACUUAGAAGAAUUAAACAAGAAAAUGAAGGCUAGAGUUCAAUAAAUCAGAGCUACCAAUGAAAAGGAAAGCUAUUAGGAGUGUUAGAACUUCAUUAAUAGGGAAUUUGCCACCAUUGAUCGCAAGUUAAAGUCUAAUCAAUAUAAAAGAUUCUCUGAUUUUGAAAGUGACAUUAAGCUUUUCUACAGUUUCUUGGUUAAUCAUGGUCCAAUUACUGUCAACAGAAACGUUAUUUUCUUAGAAUUCUUACAAAGAAGCAUUAAUGAAGCUGCCAACAUUUUUGUUAAGAAUCUUGAAUAGGAAGUUGAUAUUCAAAGAUCUUGCAACAGCGAAGUCCAAAGAAGAAACGAAACUGAAUUGGUUGAAUUGAGAAAGAAAACUGAUAACGAAAGAGUUCUUUUGGAAAGAAAGGUUGAACAAUUGCUUAAGGAAAAGGAUAGCAUUGCAACUGAUAAGGUUAAAAACGAAAGAGCUGUUAAGGAAAUCGAAGAAGAAAAACAAAAGAUGGAAAAGGAAUACAAGGAGCUCUUAAAUUCUGAAAGAGUUGAAUUAAAUGAUCAAAUCAACAAUUUGAGAAAUAAGUCCAAGAUCACUGAAGAGACUUUAAAGAAGGUUGAAAGAGAAUUGCUCUUAAAAGAAAGCUCCUUCCAAAAGGAAAAGGCUCUCCUUGAACAAAGAGCUCAACACUUUGAAAAGCUCUGCGAAGAAUAUCUUGCCAAGGACAAGGCUACUGAAAACAUGAUGCAAUCAACUCACAGUGGAUUCAACACUUAAAUGAAGGAAUAACAAACCAAAUAUGAACGCAUUAUUAAGGAAUUGGAAAACAAGCUCACUAACUUGAAGGAAUCUAACUUCGAAUUAAAUGAAAAGAUUUCCAACUAAUCUUAAAACUUCAGCUAAGAAGUUGAAACCCUCCAAACUAGAGAACGUGGUUUACUCAGACAAAUUGAAGAACUUCAAACUGAAAUUUCUUCCACUAAGAAGUAACUCUCAGAAGCUAGCACCAAUGGUCUUAAGAAUUUGGGAGACUUGAAGGAGUAAUUCAAUAACGAAACCAAUGACUUGAAGAUUUAAAAUACACAAUUAUAAGAAGAACUAUCUAAGACUCUUGAUAAGCACAAACAAGACGUCUCAGAACUUCGUAAACGUGAAGCUCUUCUCCAAUAACAAAUUGAAUUCGUUCGUCACGAAUUAGAUGAAUCCCGUAGCUAACUCGUUGAAGCUAAGAAGGCUCACGAAUCUACUUUACAAGCUUUGGAAAUCAACAAUAUGGGAGACGAAGAAAGCGGCCAAAAGCAAAUCUUGGAAUUGAAGGACACUCACAUGAAGUAAAUCAGAGCCAUGGAAGCUGAAGCUCUUUCUUAAAAGAAGACUUUACAAUCAUAAAUCGAUGCUUUGAACAAGGAACUUAGCGACCUUGAAUUGAAGUACAAGGUCUCCAUUCAUGACUAUGAAACUGAAGUUAAAACUCUCAGCGACUAGUUAACUGAAAGCUAAGCUAUCCGCACCCAAUUAUCUACUAAGCUCUCUGAAUCUGAAGAAAUGCUCAAGCUCAGCUCUAAAGACAUGGAAAAGAAAUUCAUCCAAAAGAUCCGUGAACUUGAAGACACCAAUGAAGCCAUCAAGGAUAGAUCUCAAAGCGAAAUCCGUGAAAAUCAAGCCAAAUCCGAAGAAUCCUUACAACAAUUAAAGAACAUGUUCGAAAUUGAAAGAGAAACUUUGGAAAAGAGAUUGAUUGAAGAAAAGGAAAAGAGAGAAAAGAGCUACAACUAAGUUGUUGAAGAAUAUGAAUAGAAAUUAAGAGAAGAACAAGCUGCCUUGGAAGAAGAAAUCGAAAACUUGAGAGACGACAUCAAGGACUACGAAAUCUAAGUCAUUAACAUGCAAGGCUAAUACGAACACGAAUUAGACUUGAAGUAGAAGACUAUUGAAAACUUGGAAAAGAUGUUACAAGAAACCAAGGCUCAACUUUUAAGCAGCUAAGCUAGUUACUAAUCUCAAUUAGAAUAACAAAUGGCUUCUUAUAAUGCUGACAGAAAGGAAUUACAACAAAAGUACGAAACUGUCUAGAAGAACUUACAAUUAAGUGAUAACAAGAUCCUCACAUUAACUCAAAAGCUUGAAAGCUCUGAAGCUAGCUAUGAAAAUAAGAAGAAGGAAUUAGCUUAAUUGAAACAAGACAACAUUAUCGAAAGAUAAGCUCUUGAAGAAAAGCUUGAAGAAACUCGUAAGAAAUAUCAAGAAUUAUCUGAUGAACACCUCCAAACAAAGAUCAAUUCUGAAAAAUCUAUUGCUCUCUCUUCUUAACAAAACGAAUUCUACCAAAAGAAGGUUCAAGAAUUACAAGUUGCUCUCGAAUCUUCAACCCAAAGAUUUGAAGAACGUCUCAAGACUUCUAAAGCUGAAUGGGCCUAAGAAACUCUUGAAAAGAUUCAAAAUCUCCAAGAUGAAAAGGUUAACUUGGAAUCAAAGAUCAACGCUUUGAAGAAAUCUACUAAAGAAUUCGAAACUCAAUACUAAAAGAGAGUCACCGAUUUAGAAAAGGAAAAGGCUAUCUAUGUCGAAAAACUCCAAUACACUGAAUCUAAGUUAAAAGAAACUGAAGAUAAGUACAUGAUUGAAACUGAAUAAUUGAAGGAUCAACUCUCCAAGGCUAAGGAAUUCACAUCAACUGAAAAGAAGAUGCUCAUUCAAGAAAUUGAAAAGCUCAAAUCAUAGAACGUCUAACUUGAUAAUGAAAAGCAUGAACUCAAUACUUCUUAUGAAAGAGAUAAGGUUCUAUGGGAAGGAAAGUUCAGCUUCCUCCAAUAACAAAAGGAGCAAGCCAAACAAGAUUUAAUCGAAGCUCAAAAGAAAUUCGAAUAAACUCUUACUCACCUCUAAAAAUAACGUCAAAACGAAAAGAACGAACGUGAACAAAGCGUUUCUGACAUGCUCAUGCAAAUUGAAAGAAAAUACCAAACUCAAAUUUCUGAACUCCAAGAAACUUCCAACACCAAGCUCUCAGCUGCUAACCAAAAGAUCACUAAGCUCGAAGCUGAACUCAAGAACAGCUUGGAUCAAACCAUGAUGGAAUCACGUCAAAAGAACUCCAAUGCUAUCUUCACCGAAAAGCGUCUUGCUGAACUUUUAGAAAGCGAAAAGAAGCUUUCUUCUGAACUCGAUAUUAUUCGUAAGGAACGUGAAGCUGAAAAGACCGAAGCCCAAAGAAAGCUCGACCAAGAAAGAGAAACUCUUAAGACUAAGAUGCUUCAAAUUGAAGAAAAGUUCAGAGAAGCUGAAAAGAAGAGAAACACUUUAAUCUUCGAACAUGAAAAGGAAAGAGCUAAGUGGAAUUUAGAAAAGGAUCACUUACUCAAUCAAAAGAAUGAGCUCCAAGAAAACUUGAACAAGAUCGAAAAGAAGAAAGAAAUCCUUUUGAGAGAAAACGAACGUCUUAAAAACGAUUCUCGUCAAUCAAGGAGAUAAAUGAUGAACGCCAACUAACCUAGUUUCUUGAACAUGAGCAGAAACAUGGGCAGUGAAAGAAAGAGUCCCAUGAGAAGUGCUAGAUCCAGAGAAAGAAGCAGUUUGAACGACUACAGUUAUGCCAACAAUAGCGUUGACUGUGGUGAAGACAAUGGCUCCUCUGACAACAACACCAACAAUAUUUUGGAAAAUCUUAACUUGAACUCCUCUCGCGAAAACCAACCUAUCUAAAACACUCCCCCAGCUAACGGAUUCAAGAGCUUCAUGCAAGUUUUAUAAGAAAAGAGUGGACUCAACAAUGAAAAUAAGCCACCUGUAUCCCCCUCUAAAAAGGAAAACGUCCUCAUAUGA